Messenger RNA from Owenia fusiformis, 2000 nucleotides. NCBI's taxonomy places the organism in Eukaryota, Metazoa, Annelida, Polychaeta, Sabellida, Oweniidae. The record is from the annotation of a GenBank genome assembly.
GGGCAGUGUUACUGGACAAACUUUAGGAGAAACAUGUGAAAAUAUGUAAACAGAAAAUAAACAAUUUGAAAAUAUCAUUUAAGCGGUGGGUGGGGAUAUAAAGACCAAACAAAAUAAAAAUUUCCAUAAUAUUUGGAUAUUUGAUAUAUGGAUGCCAUCCCCAAACUUGCAGAUAAUUGUACUGUAUGCAUAUUGUAUUAACAUUAUUUGUCAUUCUCAGUAUUAUUUAACAUAUAACUAACAUGCCAACACCAAGGAUUAGUCAAACCACAUACAAUAUGGUACAAAAGGACGAAGCGUAUACAGACUUAAACGACAAUAUGGAAGUUGUUGAUCCAGAGAAAGAUUCAGAAGAGUUAGGAUGUUGCGGAAAAUGCCUCGCAAAAGUUUUUGGCUUCAUCGAAGAACUGACUGAUAAAUGGUGGUUCGUUGGAGUUGUCUUCACAGUGAUUCUAACGAUUAACAUUGUUGGGAUUGUUCUUGAUUGGCUCGUGGUUGUCGAUAUAUUGAACAUGACAAAAGGUCUGGUGUUCGGUCCUCCAGAGGUUGAAAUCACCAAUGCGAUAAUCACAGUUACUGCAUUGAGUUCAUUCACCUUUCUACUUGAAGUGAUUAAUUUGGGAAUUGAAAUGAAAACUGGAGAACCAUGGAUCGAGGAAGACACGGGUCAGGUCAUUACUUUAUACUUGAACAAUAUCCCAUUAACAAUCAUCAAUGCAUUCAUAGCGGCCUGCAGGGAAAUCGCCAUAAGUUAUUUUGUUUUGGCCAAAACAGGCUUUAGUCUGUUAUCAGUGGCGAUACGAUUAUUUCUAGCAUUAGUGCAUUUUGUGACGAAAAAGGAAAAGACAUAUCGAGACUCUUUUACACGAUUCCUGCUUCUGAUUGGACUUGGUGUUCUAUUCAGUGCAUCUAUGGCUAUAUUUAUUUUUUCCUAUGUCUCACCACAAGAAGGCAAUGAAUACAUUUUCCGUAAACCUGAGACUUGGGUUAAGGAGCGUCCAAACAGGGCAAAAUAUUUUGAUGGUGUUAGUAUUUUCUACAAUUCUCCAAGUUUCAACUGUGGUACCCAAGGCAAUGACACAAAAUGGCUGAAACUCGAAUCUUUAUAUGACGAACUAGAGGAGAAAGUUAACAGGAAUUGGUUUGAGUUGGAAUUCACUAAUUCUGGUGCGCAAUUUCGAGUAAUUAAUCAAACCAGUGAAUCUACAGAUAUAUCCAGUUGCUUUAGCAUGGACUUUGGCACUUGUUCUGUCAUAAAACAAGUUCCAGCUAGUUGCAAUUCCUUAUCAGGGAUUAUGUCUACCACAAUAAAGCUCACAUUCAAAUAUGAUAAACCAACUAAAUAUUUAGUAAUGGGGGAUAUCAAAUAUAACGCCAAGUUAACAUCAAAUCAAACCUGCGUGGACACUCAACAAUCGCCAGAUGGCAAACUAAAGUAUUUAAACAAUGAACUAGGCCAGUUGGUAUACUUCAAAACCAAGACAACAGCGGCUAACACUGGGCAUUUUCAGGGAAAUGACACCACUGGGUUUGACUUUUAUACAUACCCCAAUGAUAUUCAAAACAUUGAAGAAGUUUGGAUUACUGGCUUUAGGCAGUGUCCAAUGUCUGGCAGCAAAUAUCCAAACUUGGAUGCAACUUUACCAAUAGUGUGCUAGCUAAAGAAAAAUUGUUAGUUUCUAGAGACAUGAUGCAUGUCUACAUUCAACAGUUCUACAUGUAACUACUUUUUACAUUUUGUUAAAAAACACUGAUUUUUAAAAUGAACCAACUCUGAUGCUUUGAGAAAAAAACAUAAAAUCAUUAUUUAAAAUCCUUAUGACUAAAUCAAAAAUACUACAAAAAAUAAAAGGCAUCCCAGUUAAACACACAAUUACCUGGCACAGGCCUGAAUUUAUUAAUGGGUGCUUAUCUUUUUGAAUUGACUUGAUCUACGAUGUUUAAUAUUGCAAUUAUGAUAAACAUAUAACACUGGGAUUCUACUUCUGAGAAUCCUGGGC